Messenger RNA from Strongyloides ratti, 990 nucleotides. Its product is annotated as Immunoglobulin-like fold domain-containing protein. The record is from RefSeq and is a predicted model, not a curated record. The coding region runs from base 1 to 990 and encodes 329 amino acids. The transcript is spliced from 2 exons. Lineage: Eukaryota; Metazoa; Nematoda; Chromadorea; Rhabditida; Strongyloididae.
AUGCGAUCAUACAACCCACCCUUUAUUUUAAAAAGAUCUAAUAUUAGUAAACAUGAAAAGUUUCCUUACCUUCGUUUAGAAUGUUUUGUUUUUUCAAAGUUUAUACCAAAUUAUGUUUGGUAUGAUGGAGAGAUUCAAUUAGAAAAUGAUGGUAAUUUUUUGGCUGAUUGUUGUGAUUAUGGUAAUGGAAAAUAUAUGUGUUAUUUAUUGAUAAAAAGAUUUGACAAAACAUAUAAUGCCAUUUAUAAAUGUAUUAUUAAAAAUAAGUAUGGAAAAUGUUAUGCUUAUUUUGAUAUUAAAAAAAAUGAUAUGUUUUAUCCUGAUAUUAUUCCUGGAAAACUUAUUGACAAUUAUGUUUUAAAUCCAACUAUGGUAUGGAAAGUUUCAAUGCCUGAUUGUAGAUUUAGAAAUUUUCAAUGGUAUUGGAAUGAUAAAAAUAUUUAUGAAUAUGGAACAUUAUUUAAAAGUUUAAUUUUAAAAUAUGGAAAUACAAAUGUUAUUGAGACACAAUUAAUGAUUCAGAAUCCAAGAAUAAAUAUAUUUGAAAAUUUGAUUCAUUGUCUCUUAUCUGAUAUAAAUGGAAAAUGUACCACAUCAUAUACUUUUUAUUCUUUACCACCAUUAAAUAAUAAUUUAUCAAUUACUGAUGAUGUUAAUAUUAUUGUUAAGAAAAUGAAAAAUAAUAAAAUAUAUGUUGGAAUAAUUAUAAAAUAUAAUACUACAAGUGAACCUAUUGUUAAGUGGUACAACAGAUAUGGAUAUAAAUAUGAAUGUGAUGAAAAUCAUUGUAUUACAAAUAUUCAAGAAGAUGAAAAUGGUAAUUAUGUAGCUAGUUUAUAUUUAAAUGAAUACACUACAAAGACAACGAUUAUUGUUUGUAAAAUUAAAAAUAACAAAGUUGACUGUUUAGUAUCUAUAGAUACAGUUGCAAUUGAAAAAAAAAUUUUUGAUCUUGAAUUAAUGAAUAUAACAUUAAAUGAAUCAAAAUAA